Molecule: messenger RNA, 5660 nt
Organism: Oncorhynchus tshawytscha (Chinook salmon)
Lineage: Eukaryota; Metazoa; Chordata; Actinopteri; Salmoniformes; Salmonidae
Product: zinc finger protein 808
Exons: 8
Coding region: 453-4799 (1448 amino acids)
Biological process (GO): regulation of transcription by RNA polymerase II
Cellular component (GO): nucleus
Molecular function (GO): RNA polymerase II transcription regulatory region sequence-specific DNA binding; DNA-binding transcription factor activity, RNA polymerase II-specific
Source: RefSeq, a predicted model, not a curated record
CCUGUGUUAACCUCCAACCUUAUUAUCAGCAUUUAACCAAAAACCCUAUUCUUUCCCCAUUUUAAUUUUCCCCCAUAGGAAUGUCAGACCUCGCCACUUCUAUAGAAUACAUGUAGUAUGAUCAAAUUGAACUCCGUGUGCAGAUAUUGAUACAAUCAUCUGGACUGUUUUACAGAGACAUUUCAAUCAAACUUGAUUCGGUAAAUUAGUCCGUAUUCCUUUCCAUUUAUUACAUCUUUGGCACUAUUCAGACACGCAGCACGACUGCAAAGAAGACCACCUGGAACUCGACCACGGGUCCUUGUAGAUGACGUCAAUACGUCACGCCUGGAAGUAGCCAGCCAAAGAGGGAGUAGUCCACUGUUCAGGCGACCGAAGCGUUUGAAUUUAGCUAGGUACUACCACUAAUAUUAACCUUGUACUAUCUACUGUAGGCGAUUAUCAACUCAACAAUGUCAUUGGCAGACGAUGUCGGAUGGACAUGGUCCCCGGAGGAGACAAAGGCGCUGAUCUCCGUAUGGUCAAACGAACAGAUUCUUCUGAAGAUGGAGCAAACGUACAGAAACAAACAUGUUUACAGCGAAAUUUCGGAGCGGCUAAAGGACCUUGGUGUCAAACGGACGUGGAAGCAGUGUCAAAAUAAGAUGAAGGCAUUGAAGUGGAGAUACAGAGAAACACUGAGGAACCCGAGUAGCAGCCGACCGUGUCCCUUCUUUUCUGAACUGCACGAAUUUCUCGCCGCCAUGCCUGACAUGCCCGAGUCUAAGGAAACCGACGAUGAGGAAGAUAAUGGUCGUCCUCUUCCUCUGUCGUCUCUGCGUCUUCUGGUUCCUCCACUGCGGCUGGUGUCCGCAGCUCUAUGGCAAGUUGUUCAGCGCAGAGACACAAUGGACUACGGGUUGGUGGAGGAGUUUGUGACCACUGUGUUGGAGAUAACCCCUGAUCUGAUGAGUUACAGAGAGAAAGUCCAGCUCGUCAUGGGACUGCGGGCACAGCUGGUUCUGGAGUUGUGUCGCUCUGAUCAUUCAGCCGACCCGGAGACCAUCCAGCCACACCUGAGCAGGAUGAGGACCUGCAUCAUCACUCAUAGAGAAAAGGAGAUAGAUACAGAGGUGGAGGCAUCAGAGUCAAACUUCUUGGAACUUGUCCAAACUCUUCUAGAUGACCCACUUGAGAGGGAACACUUCUUCCAGGAAGUUUUUCCAGAGGAAUUUGGCCCCAUGUAUGACACGGCACUGCAGACUCUGAUGUGGGAGUUCCUCUCCAGGCUGGAGAAACUGCUCCCAACACCAACAUUUCAACAGACUGCAUCCUGGCUCAGACCUGCCCCCUCUAUGCUGAAGGAGUGUGCACAGUCUGUGACUCAACCUCAGCCUUUGAAGACUCUCCUCCAACACCACAGAUGCCAUGGCCAUUUGUUCACUAAUGGUCAUUCAUCUUGUGCUGAUGAUCGCAUCCUCUCUUCACUGUCUCACACGUUCUCGGAGAGGGUGGAAAUGGACAUUGAUGAAGCACGCUCACAUAGCCAAUCUGUAGCCACAUGUGCACCCAGAAAAGAAAGGGACACUUUGAUAGAGAAAGAUCAUGCAGAGAAGCCGCUGGGGAUGAGUUUGGACACGGUUAAGAAGACAGUGGAAAUGACAGAUAGAAGGAACGAAGAAUGGGGAGAGGAGAACUAUGAGGAGAGACUGCAGCAUCAGUUGGCUUAUAAUGUUUUACAGGUCGAGAUUGUAGAUGGAGAAGACAUGUCCUCAACGUCAUCGAUAAUAGCAGACGACGUCGGAUGGACCUGCUGGACCCCCGAUGAGACAACGGUGCUCAUCUCUGUAUGGUCAGAUGAACAGAUUCUUCAUAAAAUGGAGCAAAGUUAUAGAAAAAAACAUGUGUACAGAGAAAUUUCAGAGUGUUUAAAGGAGCUUGGUGUCAAAAAGACAACGAAGCAGUGCCACAAUAAGAUAAAAGCCUUGAAGUGGAGAUACAGAGAAACACUGAGGAACCCGAGCAGCCGACCGUGUCCGUUCUUUUCUCAACUGCACAAAUUUCUCGCCGCCAUGCCUGACAUGCCUGACAUGCCUGGGCCCAAGGAAACUGUCAAGGUUUACGAUGAAGUCGUGUCUUUGAAUCAGGAUGAAGGGCCCGUGGAUGUCGAGUCGGAGCAUCUAAAUGAGGAACUGGUUUCUAGAAAAGGGAAAGACGAGACCCUCACCAAAACGCAAACAGAAGAGGGAAAGAGGGAUGAUGCUUUUUGCAGCCCUCAAAGUGACAGCAAGAUGAAAAUCCCCCCCAGAAAACUUCGCAAACAGAUGGUUGAAGAUAUGUCCUCAACAACAUUGGUAGACAAUGAUACACGAACCUGGACCCUGGAGGGGACGAAAGCACUGAUCUCUGUAUGGUCAAACAAACAGGUUCUUCUGAUGAUGGAGCAGAGUUACAGAAAGAAACAUGCGUACAGUGAAGUUUCGGAGCGGCUAAAGAACAUUGGCAUCAAAAGGACGUGGAAGCAGUGCCAAUCAAAGAUGAAGCACAUGAAGCACAGCUACAGACAAGCACUGAGGAACCCAAGCAGUAGUGGCCGAGCGACCUGUCCGUUCUUUUCUGAACUGCACACCUUUCUCGCCGCCAUGCCUGACAUGCCUGUUUCCAAGGAAACUGUCAAGGUUUCAGAUGAAGCCAUGUCUUCAGAUCAGGAUGAAGGGCCUUCUGUGGAUGUCGAGUCGGAGCAUCUAAAUGAGGAAAUGGUUUCUAGAAAAGGGAAAGACGAGAUGCCCACCAGAGAGCCAACGGAAGAGAGAAAGCGGGAUGAAAGUGACAGCCGAAUUAAUAUUGGAAGAAAACGGGCAGUUGAAGAUGUGUCUGAUUUGGAACUUCAGCCCGUAGUGCCGCAAACCCAAGUUGAUGACAACGGUCUUGUGACGGGUGGUGAUCCUCGUCCUGCUUCCCAUACCACGGGGCAGUCUUCUAAAAGAAGCAAACGUGCCAAAAUAUGCUCCUUAUGUGGGAAGAGUUUUGUUGAAGCAAAGGAUUUGACAACCCACAUGAGAUCUCACACUGAGCAGAGCCCUCACCAGUGCACCCAGUGUGGGGAAGGCUUUGAACAUCCGGACGAUUUACAAAAACAUUGGCAGAAUGAUUGUGAGGAGAUGAUGAAACAGGAGGUCAAUGAACAUCAGCAUGGAAAGGACAGGAUCUCGGGAGUGUCCAGUAAUGCAAGUACUGAUCCAAACACAUGCCAUCUAAGCCAUGAGACUUUUCAAGUUCAGUAUAUGUUGAGAAGGCAUCUUAUUGUGUUUCACAAAGGCAGAAGACUUUUUAAGUGUACUCUUUGUCUGAAGGCUUUUGCCUUCCUUAGUGCUCUGAAGAAACACCAGAAUAACAAAAGAGGUUGUCCUACAAGUGAAGCCGUCAAAAAAGGGAAGGAGUUGGGGUCAAAUAACCCUUCUGCACGCAUAACUCCAGGACGUCCCUUAAAUACAAAUAAUUCCAAAACUUGCCCUGUAUGCCAUGCAACUUUUUCACAAACGUCUAGUUUGAAAAGCCACUAUUUUUACCAUCAUGCCCCAGACAAAAGCCGCUUCAAGUGUCCCCGAUGUUUGAAGGCUUUUGUAUCCCACAGUCAAAGGAAGAGACACCAGCAGAGCAAAAGAGGUUGUCGGUUAGAUAGAAGUCACAAAAAUGGUAGUAGGCCAGCAUGGUCGACGACUCUUAGGGAAAAGAAAAAUGAGAUUCCUCAGCCGUCCAGUACAGCAACCCAGGAACCAACAACCUCUCAAGUUCCCACCACUACAGCACAGUCCUCUAAUAAAAAGACAAUUCCCAAAGCAUGUCCCGUAUGCCAGAAGACUUUUAAAUUUGAAGCAACCAUGGUAAGGCACAUUGCUUCUCACCAAAAGGAAAGUCUCAACAAGUGCCCUGACAUCUUGAAGUGCACCUUUUGUGAAGAGAUCUUUUCACAGGGCAUGGACCUGAAGAGCCACUACAGUCGUACUCAUCAAUUUACUGGGCCGUUCCCCUGCCCUUCUUGUCAGAAGACUUUUGUUUCGUUAACUGAGCUGCGCUUACAUCAGAGAAAUGAGUCCACUCCUUACCAAUGCUCUGUGUGCCAGCGAUUAUUCCGAACACAGUAUACCCUGACUAUUCACGAGCGAAUUCACACAGGGGAGAAACCAUUCCUCUGCGCUGAGUGUGGAAAGGGUUUCCGGAGUGAAAAACUACUACAAUCACACUCUAAGAGUCAUGUUGAGGGAAAACCCCACUCUUGCUCCACUUGUGGGAAAAGGUUCCAGAGAAGAGAGCUAUUGAAACAACACAUGUUACAUCACAAAGAUGCGGCUUUCAUCUGCCCAGACUGUGGGAAGAAGUUUUUUCAGUUGGUAUGGUUAAGAAGGCAUAUGUUAAUCCACACUGGCGAGAGACCGUUCCUCUGUGAUCUCUGCGGGAAAGGUUUCAAAUCUACAGCUGAAUUGAGGAUACACACCCGGACACACACUGGAGAACGGCCAUUCAAGUGCCAAGAGUGUGGAAAAGGUUGUAGGCAGAAGAGUGAGCUGCAGGAGCAUCUACGGAGACACACAGGGGAGCGGCCGUAUCCGUGCCCCGUAUGCGAUAAACGCUUUUAUGUCAGCAAAGAUAGAAAACGACAUAUGCUCAUCCAUACUGGAGAGAAGCCGUUCAAAUGUCAAGUGUGUGGCAUGGCGUUCAACCGUAGAACACUUUUGAGGGUACACCAACAAACCAAGUUGUGUUUAUAUAGCCAUACAAGUCCCCUACAUUAUACCCCCCUACAUUACACAUCAUUGUAAUGUUGGGGAUUUGUGGUCCUCGAUCAGUGUUUGGAUUCAUUAAAGUGAUCUGUUAUAUAUUGCUCAUUACAUUUGAGAAAAGUAAUUGUUACGUUACAUAUUACUCGUCAUCAUAUGAACGAAGCCCCACCGAGGCGCUAUGCUCGGUGUUGAAUCCUUCAUUCACAAUUGGCAAUUGAUAGCCUAAUAUUGUCACCCAUCAGACUAUUGUGAUUUUAAUCUGGUCUGUAGGCGACAUCUAUUAUAUGUGUGAAAUUAGUUUUGAUCUGCCAUUAGUCAACUGUCGGGUGAAGGAAGGGCGGGGGGGAAUAAAUCCUCCUAAGCAAGGCUAAUGAGAAAUUCAAACUAUAGUGGGGUCUGAAAUUAUUGACACCCUUGAUAAAGAUGAGCAAAAAUGUCACAAAUAAAUAUUUGAAAUACUGAGCUAUAUUGUAUGUUUUUAAAAAAAAAAAAAAGGGAAAUAUUAUUUUCUACUAAUACAAUUGCUCAGAUGAAGAGAUUUUGUUGAACAAUUAUUUUAUUUUUUAAAGGUAGGGGUCAAAAUGAAUGCCUCACGUUCAUUCCAGAUCCUUGAUAUCCUUCGUCUGCGUUUAUGGACCGCCCUCUUCGGUUCAAAGGUUAGGUUUUCAAUGGGUUUCAAUUGCAAAAUGGCAUCAUACUUGGAAAGAUGGUUUAAUCUGUGGACAUUUGAGGCUUGAAGAAUGAUUGAUGGAUUGGCCACUGCGGGUGAUAAUCCAGCAUUUGCAGAAAGAGAAAAUGAGGAAUGUACAGUACCAGUCAAGUUUGGACACACCUACACAUUCAAGGGUUUUUCUAUAUUUUUUUACUAUUUUCUACAUUGUAAAACUAGACAUUGACAUC